AUGAGCUCAGGAAGCAGAACACCGCUUCCUCGAAACAGCAAGAACAGUGAUAACCAUGGAAAGAAACAGAAAGACUCAGCGGUGUCUUCUCCUUUUCACGAUGGCGGAGAAUGUUCUAAAUCCGCCACAGAUCCUUCAACUUCUAAGAAAUAUGACAGAAAAGCAAAAGAUCGAGUACACAAGAGAGUAGCAAUCCAAUGGCUAUCUGACGAGACUAAUGUAUUUUACGAUGCGUUGAAGGAGGUAAGGCUUUCCAUUCGAAUGUUUGGUUUUUUAGAAGUUUUGAAGAAUCAUCAGCUCUUUAACUACCGUUUAAGGAAGAAAAGAAAGUAACUUUCUGUUUUUAAGAAUGGAAAGAACUUUGAGCAGAUCUCAACUUGGUUGGAGAAGAAGAAGUUUACGAGGGACAAAGAUCAAGCCAAGAACUUCUACUACAACACUUACAAGAUAUACAAGGAGAAGACAGCGAUCUCUGACGACGAGUGGGAUGGUGUUCCAUAUGGUGCGAGGGAGCUGUUGAUAGUGAUAAACGCGUUGGAAUGGAAAAAGCGAACGAAUAAUGCUAACAUUCAGACGAACAAGUUUAGAAGUCUCGUUUUAAAUGGUUCCACGGUGAUUAAGUUGCCACAGAAGAAGACUUCUGUCACACUUAAAACUCCGUAUUGUAGAGCAUUUCAAAAGUACUUUCCAUGUAAGUUAAUGUAUUGAUGUUUUAAUUCUGUUUUUAGCGUUAAAGCAAUGUGCACAAGUGCCUUUAACCUUGAACUUGUUUCUGAUGCCCUACACUUAUGAUUCCAAGUAUUAUGUUAACAAUAUGUGUGAUAUGAACCCCAUAUUGAACAUUACCAUACCAUCAUCGGCAUCUGUAACGCAGUUGUUUGAGUUUAUUGAGCAAAAAUGGAGGUACUAUGAAGGGGAGGUAGGCUAUUUACAUUGUAAUAUCAAUCGUUUACUCAUUUUAAGUUUGAAUAGCAUGGAUGGCAUAUUUUACUUAUUCUAAUUUUUUUAGGUAGAGAUGGGUUCACCAACCAUUAAAAUUCAUCUUCCUGAAGACUUUAAGCCUACUAUUGUUGAAAUAACACUAGCAGAAGACGCUGUACCAUGCUUGGAGUUUUUGAAGAAAUCUAGAGACAGAAACGAAUCUACACAUAUAGAAUACUUGGAAUUCAACUCUUUGUACGAAGGGGGGUUGUCAAGGAGUAACAUUAAGGACAUGAAUAUGACGCAGCUCUUCUUUUUUGUAAGUUUUUAAAAUAUGAUCGUCUUAUAGUAAACGUAUUUUUUUAUCAAAAAUGCUUAACCUAAUGACUAUUUAUUGUUUCAGUUCAACGAAAGCCACAACAUAACAUUGAGGUACGAAAUUGAGUACGCGAACGAUGAUAUGAACUGUUUCGAGAAGUUGGCAGAGCUAUUUGGAGAGUACGAAGAUAUGUUUGCAGACUUGAGGUUAGACAAGAGAUUGAAAGACAUGACAGAUGCUGUCAAGGAUGCACCUCCAGUUAAACGGCAGCCUAAUAAAAGAAUGGCAGAACUGGUGAAGAACCAAGAACAACAAAGUGUAGUAGAUAUUGAGAGGAACAACUUCAUGCAGCAGUUGGAAAUGUUGAGGAAGAACAGCAAGCCUAGCAACAGGAAGCCUAGGAUCUUGAAAAAGGUAUAGUUAACAAUCAUUAUUCAUAUUGUGAAAUAAAAAUAAUGCUCAGAUUUUUUGUUAUAAGGUGACUUUCAGCCAAAACCUUCGUCUUGUUCAACACCGUCGACAUCUUCGGCACCUCCAACUGAUUUUGGGCCUUUGAGAUGGGGACAGAACGUCACAGUACAAUACGGUAACAGUUAUGAACAGAUGCCGAGUACUUCACAACCACAAUUUCCUGUUGUUAUUCAGAUGCCUAUGGAGUACGUUAAUCAACCUGCUGAUGCGGAAGGUGAAGUGAGGUAUUCGGUAAGUUGAUUUAGAGCCAAUUAAACGAUAGCGAGAAUUUAUAGUUCAGAAACAGUUCAAGGGAGUAAUAUGGACUAGUUUAUAGCUGAAAUCGGCAUGUUUUUAAAUUAUUAUUUAAGAAUUUGGAACCCAUGCACCCAGAAGCACAGAACACGUUGGACGAGAUCUUUAACACCCCGAUCCAAGCUGACUUUGCCUCUCCUUCCAAAAGUCUCAUGAACGAAGCCUUCAACUUGUUUGACACUAUGGAGAACGUCAACAGUGUAGACUUCAUAUCCAACUUUGCUCAAUUGGCCGAUCACUUCAACGAAUCUCAGAGUCAAUUUAAUAUAUAG
Messenger RNA from Bursaphelenchus okinawaensis, 2277 nucleotides. The record is from the annotation of a GenBank genome assembly. NCBI's taxonomy places the organism in Eukaryota, Metazoa, Nematoda, Chromadorea, Rhabditida, Aphelenchoididae.